This is a messenger RNA of Triticum aestivum (bread wheat), 3870 nucleotides long. Its product is annotated as isoleucine--tRNA ligase, cytoplasmic. NCBI's taxonomy places the organism in Eukaryota, Viridiplantae, Streptophyta, Magnoliopsida, Poales, Poaceae. The transcript has 27 exons. Gene Ontology annotation, molecular function: isoleucine-tRNA ligase activity; aminoacyl-tRNA deacylase activity; tRNA binding. Gene Ontology annotation, biological process: isoleucyl-tRNA aminoacylation. Bases 111 to 3641 code for a protein of 1176 amino acids. The record is from RefSeq and is a predicted model, not a curated record.
CGUCCCCCACCCCCCCUCCCGCCGCCGCCACCACCGCCGCGUCGCCCCAAACCCUAGCCGCCCCCGCCCCCGCCGCCGACGCAGCCGGCGCGGAGGCCGCCGCCGCCACCAUGGAGGACGUGUGCGAGGGGAAGGACUUCUCCUUCCCGUUGGAGGAGCAGCGCGUCCUCGAGCUGUGGGCGCGGCUCGACGCGUUCCACGAGCAGCUGCGCCGCACGGAGGGCGGGGAGGAGUUCAUCUUCUACGACGGGCCGCCCUUCGCGACGGGCCUGCCCCACUACGGCCACAUCCUCGCCGGCACCAUCAAGGACGUGGUGACCCGGCACCAGUCGAUGCGGGGCCGCCACGUGAUGCGGCGCUUCGGGUGGGACUGCCACGGCCUCCCCGUCGAGUUCGAGAUCGACAAGCUCCUCGGCAUCACCAACCGCCAGCAGGUGCUCGACCUCGGCAUCGGCAAGUACAACGAGACCUGCCGCGGCAUCGUCACCAAGUACGUCGCCGAGUGGGAGGCCGUCGUCACGCGCACGGGCCGGUGGAUCGACUUCAAGGCCGACUACAAGACCAUGGACAUCAACUUCAUGGAGAGCGUCUGGUGGGUCUUCGGCCAGCUCUGGGACAAGGACCUUGUCUACAAGGGCUUCAAGGUGAUGCCUUACAGCACAGGUUGCAAAACUGCACUAUCAAACUUCGAGGCAGGCCUGGACUAUAGGACUGUCCCGGACCCAGCAGUGAUGGUGUCUUUCCCUGUCGUUGGUGAUGCGGACAAUGCAGCUCUUGUUGCAUGGACUACAACGCCUUGGACACUCCCAAGCAACCUAGCAUUGUGUGUCAAUGCCAAUCUUGUGUAUGCCAAGGUUAAGGACAAGUCAAAUGGAACAGUAUACAUCGUUGCAGAAAGUAGGCUUGGGCAGUUGCCAGUUAAAGCCAAAGCUUCUGGAAAGAAACAAGCACCUUCUAAGGGAAGCAAUGCUGAAGCUGUCCAGGGUGGUUUGGAUACCGAAUCAUACGAAUUAUUGGCAAAGAUUCCUGGCUCAAGCCUAGUAGGCCUAAAAUACACUCCUCUGUUUGAUUUUUUCUUGGAGUUUCAAGACACUGCCUUUAGGGUGAUUGCCGAUAACUAUGUGACUGAUGAUAGUGGAACUGGUGUUGUCCAUUGUGCUCCUGCAUUUGGUGAAGAUGAUCAUCGCGUUUGCCUUAGUGCUGGGAUAAUUGAGUCUGCUUCCGUCCAGGCUAGUGGACUUGUUGUUGCUGUUGAUGAUGAUGGUCACUUCAUUGAGAAGAUAUCUCAGUUCAAAGGGCGACAUGUCAAAGAGGCUGACAAGGAUAUCAUCAAUGCUGUUAAGGAUAAAGGAAGACUUGUUAGCAAAGGGAGCAUUGAGCACUCUUAUCCAUAUUGUUGGCGCUCGGGCACUCCUCUUAUUUACCGGGCUGUUCCAAGCUGGUUUAUCAAGGUUGAAAAGAUCAGGGAUCAGUUACUAGAAUGCAACAAGGAGACCUACUGGGUUCCAGAUUAUGUGAAGGAAAAGAGAUUCCAUAACUGGCUAGAAGGUGCUAGGGACUGGGCUGUUAGCAGAAGUAGAUUCUGGGGUACUCCACUUCCAGUGUGGAUCAGCCAAGACGGUGAAGAAAUUGUAGUUAUGGAUUCCAUUGAGAAACUUGAAAGAUUAUCUGGCGUCAAGGUUAACGAUCUUCACCGCCAUCAUGUUGAUGAUAUUACAAUUCCUUCUAGCAGAGGACCGGAGUUUGGGGUUCUCAAGCGCGUUGAGGAUGUUUUUGACUGCUGGUUUGAGAGUGGGUCCAUGCCAUAUGCCUACAUUCAUUAUCCAUUUGAGAAUCGUGAACUAUUUGAGAAGAAUUUCCCUGGCAACUUUGUGGCCGAGGGUUUGGACCAAACACGUGGAUGGUUUUAUACUUUGAUGGUGUUAUCAACGGCAUUAUUUGGGAAGCCUGCUUUUAAGAAUCUUAUAUGCAAUGGUCUUGUUUUGGCAGAGGAUGGGAAGAAAAUGAGCAAGAGUAAACAGAAUUACCCUUCACCUAUGGAAGUCAUUGAUGAAUACGGAGCGGAUGCUUUAAGACUGUAUUUGGUGAAUUCUCCAGUUGUACGCGCGGAGUCUCUACGAUUUAAAAGGAUUGGUGUUUUUGGGGUUGUGAAAGAUGUCUUCCUCCCGUGGUAUAAUGCUUAUAGAUUUCUUGUCCAAAACGCAAAGAGGCUUGAAGUUGAGGGUUUGACAGCAUUUUCUCCAAUUGAUCAAGCUUCACUUCGGAAGUCAUCCAAUGUAUUAGAUCACUGGAUACAUUCUGCAACUGAAAGUCUGGUUAGCUUUGUUCAUCAGGAGAUGGAUGCAUAUCGGCUUUACACGGUUGUGCCAUAUUUGGUAAAAUACAUUGACAAUCUUACCAAUAUAUAUGUGCGCUUCAACCGCAAACGGUUAAAAGGACGUACUGGAGAAGAAGACUGCAAAAUUUCUCUUUCAACUCUCUACCAUGCACUUGUAACUACUUGUGUGGCGAUGGCUCCAUUUACGCCCUUCUUUACUGAAGUUCUUUACCAAAAUCUGCGGAAAGCGUCAAGUAAAUCAGAGCAGAGCAUUCAUUUUUGCAGUUUCCCUUCCACAACCGGGGAGAGAGAUGAGCGUGUUGAGCGAAGUGUAACUAGGAUGAUGACCAUCAUUGAUCUUGCGCGCAAUAUUCGGGAACGGCACAGCAAAGCUCUCAAAACACCACUGAAGGAGAUGGUGGUUGUUCACCCUGACAGUGAAUUUCUUGAAGACAUCACUGGAAAACUGAAAGAGUAUGUCAUGGAGGAGAUGAAUGUUAAGACUGUGACUCCAUGUAAUGAUCCCAUGAAGUACGCUUCUCUGCGGGCAGAACCCAAUUUUAGUGUGCUAGGUAAAAGACUAGGAAAGGACAUGGGCAAAGUAUCAAAUGAAGUGAAGAAAAUGACCCAGGAGCAAAUCUUAGCCUUUGAGCAAAGCGGAGAGAUUUCGUUCCUUGGUCAUUGCCUGACGCUAGACGAUAUUAAGGUGGUCCGACAGUUCAAGCGUCCUGUGGAUGUAUCAGAGAAGGAAAUUGAUGCCGCGGGAGAUGGUGAUGUGUUGGUCAUUUUGGAUCUCAGAGCCGAUCAAUCAUUGAUUGAAGCUGGAGUGGCUCGAGAGGUUGUAAACAGAAUCCAGAAAUUAAGGAAGACUGCUCAGCUUGAACCUACAGACUUAAUUGAUGUGUACUACGAGUCUGUAGACAACAGCAAUACACUUGAAGAAAUUUUACAGUCACAGGAUCAGUAUGUUAGGGAUGUGCUUGGUAAUUCACUAGUUCCAAAGGCAGCGGCAACAUCAGAUAUGGUCGUUAUCUGCGAGGAGUCUCAUACUGUACAUGACAUGUCAUUUGUCAUCUACAUUGCAAGAUGCAUGCCUGUGCUCGCAGCUGAUCUCCUUUCCUAUGCCUCAGGCAACAGUGACCACGUUGAGGCGUUAAGAGUGUAUUUGUUGUCAAGGUCCAUUUCCAGAUUGAAGAAUGAAUUCCAGACUGGAAAUGGCAAGAUUACGGUAAAGUGCAUCGAAGGCUAUCCCCCAAUUGAUCUGCAGCUAGGGAAGCAUAUUUUCCUUAGCGCUGGUGAUUUUUACCAGGCUAAUCGCUCUUGAUUUUUGUCUCUGAGCAUCCCAGUUUUGAGUAGUUUUGUCAUUUUCAACCGCAGUUCAUUCUAAUCAGGCUGAUUCUGUUUGUGCCUCACAAAAGCAAUGUAUUUACUUACAUGUGCUGCCAAGGAUCGAAGGGAAAGGAAAUUGUCAAUUGUGUAUUCAGAGACUCAUGUGUAUGAAGUAUUACAGUGUGCUCGUGUUAUUACACAUUGCAAAUAACAGCUUGCCACAA